Messenger RNA from Cuscuta campestris, 974 nucleotides. NCBI's taxonomy places the organism in Eukaryota, Viridiplantae, Streptophyta, Magnoliopsida, Solanales, Convolvulaceae. The record is from the annotation of a GenBank genome assembly.
CAUCGCGGGUUCCUCCGGCAACGGAAUGAGUUCCGAAGCUCCGGUCGAAACCUCCUCUGUCGCCAUGGUUGUGCCUUCCUCACCGCUGCCCUUCGGGUCAAGUGUGGGGGCCGCCACCAUGACAUCAUUCUCGAUGCCGAGCUCGAUCUUCGGGUCGGCCCCUCGACCCAUCCUCGGGCUCGAAACCACGGGGGACUACCCCGUCGCAAGAUCCCCCCAGCCCAAUGAAGCCAACGACCCCCUUGUGGCGAUGGUGAACCAAACAUGGUACCACAACAACUAUCUCGCCAUCAAUAUUAUUCUUGAAGGGCUGGGAGAUACGUUGUACCCCGUCUAUGCCGGUGCCAAGCUUGCAAAAGAGCUUUGGAAUAGCUUGAACAAGAAGUAUCAAGCUGAAGAUGCCAGCACGAAGAAGUUCAUCGUCGGGAAGAUGCUGGACUACAAGAUGGUCGACAGCAAAUCUGUUGUCGCCCAAGCAAAAGAGCUUACGGUUAUCUUCAAUAAAUGCAAUGAAGAGAAAGUAGGCGUCAGCGAGGCCUUCCAAGUGGCGGCCAUCAUCCACAAACUUCCCCGGUCGUGGGAAGACUUCCAAGCCGACCUCAAGCUCAAAAGAACGGAGCUAAACCUAGAGCAACUGCUCACGCGGUUGAGAAUCAGAGAGGAGGGGCUUGCCAGAAGAGGUGGAGGGGCAAAGGCGAAUGUGGUAGAACAUCCGUCGGGCUCUUCACAUGGCGGGAAGGACAAGAAGAAAAUGUGUCCUAAGGGUGGUGUUUCAAAAGUUGCAGGGAAGUGCUACAAUUGUGGCAUUACCGGGCAUCGUUCCUCUGACUGUAGGAAAAAGAAGCCAUAGAAAAACAAGAAGAAAACCACCGAAGCUAUGUUUGCAGAGCUCGACAACCUGGACCUCUACGCAGUCGUCACCGAGGUGAAUCUCGUCGGGUCAAACCCGAUGGAAUGGUUUGUGGACACAGGGG